UAGACUGCGCCUCUCCCUGAACAAUAGGGAGCGUAUGUGGUGACGCCAUCAGAGUGCGCCUCUGGCGGUGUGUCCUGUCCUCGAGAAGGUCGCGUUCCCGGCGCUGGGCGAGUGGCGCUCGGAAUGGCUGGCUACACCCCCGACGAGAAGCUGCGGCUGCAGCAGCUGCGCGCCCUGCGGCGCCGCUGGCUCAAGGACCAGGAGCUGAGUCCGCGCGAGCCCGUUCUGCCCCCGCAGAAACUCGGGCCAGUGGACCGCUUCUGGAAGCGCUUCCUGCAGCCGGGCUCCUUCUGGCGGCUGCAGACUUUCAAGCUGUACAGAGCUGGUGUAUAUACUGUAGGUUGGCUCCUUAUUCCUGCCUGGAUUGUUGACUACUAUACCAAAUACCAUAUAAUGCUGACUUGUAUCCUGGUCUUGCUCACUCCUGCUUCCUUACUAUUCACUGACAGAAUAAAGCUCACUGCUUUCCUGAAGAAGUAAUAACAUUAUCACUGCGCCACAAUUCAGUGAACACUCUUAUUAGGCCAUUGCCUGUGGAUCUUUACCCUGGGAGAGCCUUUUCAUUUAUAAAGUAUUUUGAAAACUU
Chrysemys picta bellii (western painted turtle) is the source of this 586-nucleotide messenger RNA. It is a transcript of the gene NDUFB6, whose product is annotated as NADH:ubiquinone oxidoreductase subunit B6. NCBI's taxonomy places the organism in Eukaryota, Metazoa, Chordata, Testudines, Emydidae. The record is from RefSeq and is a predicted model, not a curated record. Gene Ontology annotation, biological process: mitochondrial ATP synthesis coupled electron transport; mitochondrial electron transport, NADH to ubiquinone.